Macrosiphum euphorbiae (potato aphid) is the source of this 1119-nucleotide messenger RNA. The record is from the annotation of a GenBank genome assembly. Lineage: Eukaryota; Metazoa; Arthropoda; Insecta; Hemiptera; Aphididae.
AUGAAUAAUAUUCAUAAUAUUAUUGAAUUUAUUGAUGAUGUGAAUAAUAUUGGAGGUAGAAGACCUCAAGUGUAUAAAGAUAGGCCCAAUUUAUAUGAAAUAUUAACCGACGAAGAAUUUAAAUACAGAUUUCGUUUAUCGAAAAGUUGCGUAGAUUAUUUAUUAUCAUUAUUAGAAGGAAAGCUAAAAACAUCUACUGACCGGAAUAUGACAAUGUCACCAAUGAACAAAGUACUCAUUACACUGCGUUUUUAUGCAUUGGGGACUAUGUUAAUAUCAGUGGCCGAUAUGUUUGGUGUUAGUAUAUCUUGUGCUAGUAAAACAAUAAGAGAUGUUUCGUACGUGAUUGCCGAAUUGAGUAGCAUAUUUAUACAAAUCCCUGUACAUAAUAUUAAAGAUACAAAAAUGAAGAUGUACGAAAUAGCAAGAUUUCCAUUAGUCUUCGGUGCCAUUGAUUGUACACAUGUACGAAUUCAAUCACCAGGAGGUCACGAUAGUGAAAUGUUUCGAAAUCGUAAAGGAUAUUUUUCUUUGAAUGUGCAAGCCCUUGUGAAUUCAGAAUUGCAGUUUAUGGAUAUUGUAGCUAGAUGGCCAGGUUCAGCACAUGACAGUCACAUAUUCCGAAAUUCAAGAUUAUUUGCUAGGUUAGAAUCUGGAGAAUUUCAGAAAAUGGCUAUCCUAGGUGACAGUGGGUAUGCAUUAAAACCAUACUUAUUAACACCAAUAUCAAACCCUGUUGGACGUAUACAGAUGUUGUACAACGAAUCUCAAAUUAGAACAAGGAAUGUAGUUGAAAGGAGUUUUGGGGUCUGGAAGAGACGAUUCCCAGUAUUAUCACUUGGUUUACGAUUACAACUUAAAACGGUUCAAGCCAUUAUAGUGGCAACAGCAGUACUGCACAAUAUAUGUAGAGAGAUGAAAGAAGAUUUACCAAAUGAUAAUUUUGAGUUAACGGAACAACAUAACGAGACUGAAGACAUUAUUGAAGUCGAAUAUAAUGAUGAUGGUAGAGACCAAGACUCGACAAUGAGAGACAUGCUCUUAAAUAACUAUUUUGCAAGUUACAGAUUAAUUACAGAUUUAAAAUUGGUACAGAUUAAUACCAACAAUGAAAUUUAA